Messenger RNA from Sinocyclocheilus anshuiensis, 813 nucleotides. RefSeq names its product fucolectin-1-like. The coding region runs from base 1 to 813 and encodes 270 amino acids. The record is from RefSeq and is a predicted model, not a curated record. The transcript has 7 exons. Lineage: Eukaryota; Metazoa; Chordata; Actinopteri; Cypriniformes; Cyprinidae.
AUGAGAAAAAACUUUGUAAGGCUGAAAUUUGCCUCCAGUUCUGAUUUAGCCGGCUCAGAGAGUGACAAACUACUCUAUCAGCUGCAGUCUGCUCUGGAAUUAAGAGGGAUCACCAACGUCAAACUGUCCUGGACAAAUCCUCCUCAGCGAGAGGUGAAACAGGACGUCAUUGAGGAAGUCUCUCAAACAUUUUACUUCAUUAAACACAUUUUAGGCAAUGUGGCAAUAGGAAAAAAUGCUACACAGUCUCCCACACAUCUCGCCUGGGAAGCCGAAAAAGCUAUUGAUGGUAUUAAAAAUGACAGGACAAAGUGUUCCUCAACCGGUUAUGGGAAUAACUCGUUUUGGAGGCUGGAUCUGCUGAACAUCUACAGGGUUUACACGGUGGUCGUCACUAACCGAAUAGACUGCUGUUCAGAGCACCUAAACGGAGCCGAGAUUCGUGUUGGAAACUCCUUGAAGAAUAACGGCAACGAUAACCCUAAAUGUGCAGUCAUUUCCAGUAUUCCAGCUGGUGUGUCCUACUUUUACUUAUGCGUUGGGAUGGUGGGUCGUUAUGUGAACUUGGUAAUCCCUGGAGUAAUGAAGGUCCUUACUUUGUGUGAGGUGGAGGUCUACGGGACAGAGUUCAUGUUAAGCAGAACAUUCAUAAAGGUAAAGCUUCACUCCAGUGCCAAUUUGACUGACCCUGUGACGAGAGACAAACUAUUGGAAGAGCUGAAAUCAGCUUUGAAGAUCCCUGAUGUGAAUCUGAGCUGGAUUCGACCUCCAGUGGAAACCUUCACUAAGGAUGCAGGACGGCAAAGUCUGUAA